AUGACUCUACCAUCAUCAUCAACAUCAACAGCAGCAGAAACAACAACUCCAACGCAAAUCUUCUGCUCUCGUCGUUUUUUUAAUAAAAACAAAAUGGACGUCAGACAAUUUUUUGACGAAACCCUCCGCCUUUGUGGUGUGGCUGCUGCUGGGAGCGGCGGCGGCGGCGGCCCUGGACGCGGUGGCCACGGUGGUGGUGGUGGCUGUCGGGGAGGUGGUGGAGGCGGCAGACGCCGCGGAAAGCGUGGAUCCAAGAAGAAGAAGAGAGAGGAAGAGAAGAAGAAGAGAGAGGAAGAGAAGAAGAAGAGAGAGGAAGAGAAGAAGAAGAGAGAGGGCGGCGGCAGCACCAGCACCAGCACCAGCACCAGCACCAGCACCAGCACCAGCACCAGCACCAGCACCAGCAGUGUUAUUCGGGGAGGACGAGGUCCGGGGGGGACUCUGUCCCGUGCCCAAAAGAGAGGCCUGCGGGCCAUAGGCCUUGUGCCCGAAGAAAAAGAAGAAGAAAAAGAAGAAGAAAAAGAAGAAGAAAAAGAAGAAGAAAAAGAAGAAGAAAAAGAAGAAGAAAAAGAAGAAGAAAGGAAGAAGGGGAAAUGGAUGUCACAAGACAUUCAUGAAGCACCAGAGCCAGAAGAUGAGGGAGAAAAUGAGGGCGAUGUCCUAAACGAAGAUAACUUAACAGGCAAGAGCGCUCUCCUCAGAUUUAUCUUCAGAGACCCAAUCACCAUCACGAUCACCACAAUGAGAGUUGUCAUCAAUAACAGAGGGGCUUUUCUUCGCUUGGGGGAUGUUGUGGUCAGCGCAGCUUCAGCAACGGAUGGGGGUGUUUUACAGUAUGACUUUGGGAAGACGAUUCAAGGGCAGAGUUUCCAGAACAUUGGGUUUCUGAACAUGCCCCCAACGGUACUUCGAACAGCUGUAUCAAGUUUGAGGACGCAACACAAACGUAAAGGUCACCGACUGAAGGAAGAUAUUGACAACGUCUUGAAGAAUAAUAAAAGGAUACAGAGAGAGUUUGGGCGGCCACCAACAGACAGCGACAGACUCUUUAGGCCCGGCGUGAUCCAUACUCCGGGUGAAUGCGCCUCAGCCUGCGCGCAAGACGAAAAUCUAAUAAUGCGCUGUCAGAGGAUUGAAGACGAAGAGGAUGACCCUGCAAUCCACUACGGUCUCAUCGCUUCUGCCAAUCAAUUGAUGAAAGACGCCUCCAUUCGAGAUAAGUUGUUAGCUGAAAAGGAGGUUUUGUGCUUUGAGAUGGAAGCAGCAGGCUUGGUGAACCACUUCCCCUGCCUAGUCAUCCGUGGGAUAUGUGAUUACUCCGACUCACAUAAAAAUAAAGAGUGGCAAGGUUAUGCAGCGAUGACGGCGGCCGCGUAUGCGAAAGAUUUGAUCCGUCAGCUUCACCCAAGCAAGGUUGAUGCUGAACAAAGGCUCAGCGAAAGCCUUGAUAGAGGUUGGUCAUUCUCAAUUCUCACUUCUCAAUGA
This is a messenger RNA of Trichoderma aggressivum f. europaeum, 1485 nucleotides long. RefSeq lists its product as uncharacterized. The coding region runs from base 1 to 1485 and encodes 494 amino acids. The transcript is spliced from 8 exons. Gene Ontology annotation, molecular function: catalytic activity. Lineage: Eukaryota; Fungi; Ascomycota; Sordariomycetes; Hypocreales; Hypocreaceae. The record is from RefSeq and is a predicted model, not a curated record. Gene Ontology annotation, biological process: nucleoside metabolic process.